CCCCCCCCAUCUCCGCUCUGCCUCCUUUUUAUUUGCUGCGUGGCUCCAUCCCGCCUGCAUCCAUACCAAGACCCGCGGAGUCAUUCAACACGUCCCCGUCCCAGCUUUCGGAUUUUUUUUUUUUUUACAUAAUUGCCUUAUAUCACGUCCGGAUCGGGGCCGUGACAUCUGGCGUUUGGACCCACGGCAUUGAUCGGCGCCUUCACUAGUGCUGUUGCUCUUCUCUUCAGCUGUCAGACGUUGUCUCUGAACAUCUCCUCUCCAUCACCAACACUCUUGCCAUGCAGGAGGUCUAACCCUCCGUUCCUCCUUCCUUCAACCCUUGUUUGCCUUCAGAGGUGACUUCAAAAACAAAAAUCCAUCCACCCAAACAAAACCUGCCUCUAACAGAUUAAGAUGUCAGACCCAGACACCUCGUCACCAGCAGAACCUCCGCUGCCGCUGGCUUCCCCCCGCACCCCUCUGCAGCUCUCUUUUCCCUUCUUCAGAGAGGGAAGUCGGAUUUGGGAGAGAGAGAGGAAACCGCCUCAGCCUGGAGAGCUGCCCAGCCCCCUGCCCACUAAACGCACCCGAACAUACUCAGCGACAGUGCGAGCCAAAUCAGGUCCUGUAUUUAAAGGGGUGUGUAAGAACUUCUCCAGGUCUCAGGGUCAUGGAUUCAUACGCCCCACUCAUGGAGGAGAGGACAUCUUUGUCCACAUCUCUGACAUCGAGGGAGAGUAUGUGCCUAUGGAAGGAGAUGAGGUCACGUACAAGGUGUGUCCCAUCCCUCCCAAGAACCAGAAGAUCCAGGCAGUCGAGGUGGUCAUCACCCACCUGAACCCGGGCACCAAGCAUGAGACCUGGUCAGGUCAGAUUAUUAGCUCCUAGACUGAGCACUCUCCAGGCCUGAAGCGACAAUGAAAGGGGACGGGGGUGCGGAUUUAUAGUUUUAAGUUUAACAUGUUAAGGUUUGAGGUACCAGGUCUGGGGGAAACAAGGAUCAGACUUCAGCUUUGAAGAGGUUGUCUGAAUGUUAGAAGGUAGAGAUGGAAAUUCCACUUUGAAUGUAUUUGUCUGAAUGUGUUUCUUUAAGGGUCAUGGAUUGAAUGUUUGAGGGCUCAGAGCUUGGUGCUAGCAUUUUUACAUUGUCCUAGGAUGCAUAUUUCAAUUGAGAAUUGUGUGUGUUAAAGGCAGAAACGCAUUUUGAGGCAGUUUAACUCACUGUAGCCAUAUCAGAAUUUGAGAAAUUACAUAUGAACAGUCCAGCUCAGUGCAGGUCUGAAUUGUUUUUCUGCUGUUGUCACCACUCUACUGCCAAAAAUCUGAUUAAAAACUGUUUCAGCCAUAUUAUGUCUGUGUUUACAAUGACAGAUGGAGAUAUUAUCCAUCAGUGCAAGAAGGAUCAAAUCAGAAAAAAGACCACUCCAACAGCUUUUUCUGUUUUAUGUGAUCAGGCUGCCUUUGUCUCACUGCCUUCUGGGAAAAUAACCCACAAACCCCCACUAGUGCAUGUCUGCCAAAUGAAAAUGAGUGUACUCACAAGUGGAAAGUAUCGACUCUUAAUGCGUUUCAGCCUCUAGAGCAGGAGUCAGCACCAUAUUUGAGGGACUUAUCUUCCAUUUUGUUAUUGUAGCACUACUGUAUUUUGUCUUACUUGGCAAGUGUAGAAAUCCAGUGUUACUGUAGCCAGCUCCUAUGAUGGCCAUACGUUUUGGUGAUUAGAGUGUUUAGGUGGAGAAUUUUUUUGGCCAGAGGGUUUGGGUUCAGAUUAGAGGAGUUAGAGUGCAGGAAAGGUA
Molecule: messenger RNA, 1778 nt
Organism: Sphaeramia orbicularis (orbiculate cardinalfish)
Lineage: Eukaryota; Metazoa; Chordata; Actinopteri; Kurtiformes; Apogonidae
Gene: csdc2a
Product: cold shock domain containing C2, RNA binding a
Exons: 4
Coding region: 397-870 (157 amino acids)
Biological process (GO): regulation of mRNA stability
Cellular component (GO): cytoplasm
Molecular function (GO): mRNA 3'-UTR binding
Source: RefSeq, a predicted model, not a curated record